AAAAAAUGUAAAUAAAAUCUAUUUCGAUAGAAUUUAAUUUGUUUGUUUUAUUACUAUAAUUUGUGGAUUUUUAGCUUUUUAUUAAUAAUACUUCAUACAAGCAAGAGCAUAUAUUUAACAGCUAAAUUUUAGUAAUUUAUGAAUUAGCAAUUCGACAAGAUAAAGAAUUAUGAACAGAAGCUUUAAUUUACGAUCAAUAAAUUAGAGCCGUAGCAUCGACUGCCAACUGAAAAUUCAAUUAAUAAUGCCAGCUAUAUGGGAGGAAUCCUUAAGCAGAGUUAGAAUAACAACCAAAAUUAUAUUUAAUUUUUAGAAUCCAUUACACCUUAAUCAAAUAAAUCUAAUUAAUUCAAUAGAAGCUUUUUGGUUGAGAGACAAAACACUGAUUAAGAAUAAACGAGAGACAAUAUUUUACCUUAAAUCAAUAAUCCAAGGUCGAAAAGCGAAAAUAAAAAUGGUGCUCAAAAUAAUAGCAGCUAAUAAUAUUUGGACUAAUAAAAAUAAACUUUUUACAACAAUAGAUAGUCAUCUUCUAAAAAUUAAAAGAGAAGUCACAAUUACAAUUUUUAUGCUUAACCAAAGAAUGCUGUUGAAGUCAUAAUUACGCAGAAUGAAUUUGAAUCAACAAACUCUUCUAAUUUAUGGAAUGAACUACAAAUGAGAAAGCCUAAUUAUAGAUAUCCAAAUACAACUAAAUACUCAUAAUCUAACAAAAUUACUCUUUAGCAAAGUAAUGGUAGAUAAUUACAAAGCAGAGAUCUCAUUAGAUCAUUAACUAUAGAUAACAAUAAUUGCAACUCUUCAAAUAGUAAAUCAAGAAAUUAUUUAGAUGAUCUUUAAAUCUACAAUAACGCAGUUAAUAGAUUAGAUACAUCUUCAUCAUAAAAUUUUAGCCAACCUCUAUCAAAACAUAUGAUAAAUAUAAAAAAUAUAGUCAAAAAUCAAAGUUUAACACCUAUUUCACAAUCAUUCAACAACAAUAGAUUUUAGGAACUUUAAAUUAAUACAAACGAUAAUAAUGGCAAUUACUCUAAUCUAAGAUUAUCUAACUAAUGUUUUUCAACUCCUCACAAGGGUUACUAUAAAGAUAUGAAUUCUAAAAUGUUUUUGAAUAAAAGCUAUGACUAUGAUUUAAAGAUAAAACCUCCUUUGCUUCAUAAGACUAAAACUAAUGAAAAAAACAUUUAAACCGAGUUAAAAGAAAUAGAAGAAUAAAAUGAUUAAUUAAGUGAAAAUAUUAUCAAAAAUGAAAAUAUUUAAAUUUCUCUAAACAGAAAUCAUUUGAAAAACAUAUCAAGCUCAUCUAAUAGGUAUAAUAAGCAUAAUUACAAUUUAUCUUCACCUUAAAUGAUGCUUUAAUAGCAUAGUAAAUAACAAUAAGCAAAUAUUUAGUAAUAAUAUUAUGAGAGGAUAGUAACUGAUAGUGAAAUUUAAUCUAAUAGGAGCAAUUAAAAUAACUUAAGUUUUCAUCACACUUCAUUUUCUAAAAACUAAUACUUGAUAGACGAAAGAAAGGUGGUCAACAUUUAAGUUUAAAAUGCAGAAAUGGAUCAAUACAUCAGAUAGAUAUAAAAGUAUGUUUUUAAGAAGUAGCACGAUAUUGAUAACAACAGCAGCUUGAGUUUUAAAAGACCAAACGUAAUACAUCCCUCUGAUCUAGCUGAGCACGUUUUCAAUAAUUAAAUGAAAAUCAAUUCAUCGAACUAAUAAUUGCUGAAUAAUUUAUAAUAAACUGACUCAAACUAAGAUUUGAGAUAAACUCUCAUAGAAAAUGACAUUCACUUAGAAUAGCCUCUUAUAAUGUAGCAACAUACAUUUUAAUAAUAAAAUUAAGAUAUUAAGUAGCUUCAAGUGGUAGAUUAGAAUUUAUAUUAAAUGAAUCCUAAACAAGAUAUUGAUUUUAAUUAAUAGGAUAAGAACUCUUUAGAACAAACAGAAACGAAAAACCAAAAUAAUUUAUAAUUAUAAAAAAAUUAUCAAGACAUGAAGAACAAAGAUUAAAUAUAAAAUAUUGAUUAAUAAAAUAAAAAUGAUGAAAAACUGAAUAAUAAUUAAAUGAAUGAAACUCUUUCAAGACAAUAUAGUUUUUCAGCUUGUUAUAAUUAGAACAAAAGUAUUCUUCCUUUAUCGAGAAAUAGCGAGUAGGUAGAUUAAACUCCAAAACUUAAUUCAUAAGAACAAUUAUAAAUCCCAUCUCAAAAAUCUUCUUUGGAUGAAAACAGCAGUCAACAAAAUUAAUAAAUAAAUUAAGAAGAUAUAGAUUUUUUUGACAAAAAGCGGUCUGCUGAAUUUGGAAUAAAUUAUAAUUCAAAUAAAGGCAGCAAGAAAUAAAUAAAGAACAGUUCUCAUCAAUAAAUAAAUAGUAAAAACACUCAACUAGAACUACUACAAGAAAAUACUCAAUAAUAAAUAAAUUAAAGUCCUAAAAACAAUUAAAAUAAUAAUUCAUCUAAAGGAUUACUUAAAAAUCAUUAAUAUUUAACAUAGACAGCAUAACUUUCUUCAUAAAAAUCAAGCAAUUAAACCUCCUAUAAUUCGCCAUAAUCUUAUAAAAUAGUAAAUCAAUAAUCCUCACAAAGCUCUUAUUAUUAAUCCUCUUAAAUUUCUAAUUAACCUAAUUCUUAAAAUUCACCUAAUGAAUAAUCUUAUAAAAGCUCAAAAGAACUAUCAUAGAGAAACUCUGAAUAAUAUUCUCCUUAAGACUUAAGUAGUUAAUCACAAUAGGAUUCGAAUAGAUUAUUAUCUUAAGGAUCUAACUAAUUUCCUUCUUAAAAUUCAAAUAAUUUUUCUCCUUAUAAUUGUUCAAAGACAAAAUUGCUUGAAAACAACUAAAGAUUAGAUUCAUAAAGGGUUUAAUAGCAAUAGUAACAUUAAGAGUCAAGUCAUCAGAGUUAAAAUGCAUUUAUGAAGUUUAAUCCUGAUAAGAGAAAUUAAAUUAUAAUAGCAUAAGAAGGAAAUUCAAAGCAAAUAAGCAAAAGAAAUAGCAAUUCAUCAAGUAAAUCAAAAUAGAUUUAAAUUGAAACAAACUCAGCUAGGAAUAAUUAAGAGGAGCUUUUAUAGUAAAAAAGUAAUGAUAAAAUUAAUCUACCUAUUCAAAUGAAUUAGAAUCAAAUUUAAAAUGGAAGCAUAUAAAUUAAUUUAGACCAUAAUUAAAUAUCUUUACAAGGUGCUUCAGCUCUCGAGUCUCAUUAAACAGCAUCCUAACAAACAUCAAAAAAGAAUAGUGUUUCUUAAUAAUUUUAUCAAGGAAUAUUUAUGAAUACUCUUAGAAAAGACCCGAGUUUUUAAAACAGUGAUAGUAAUCCUAAUUAAUACAAUUAAGAAGAAACUCCAUACUCGAGCAAUUAAAAUACUAAUAGAGAUUAAAUUAAUGAAGAAUUGCAUUAAUAAAACAUAGAAAAUGCCUAAUUUAUUCAAAAGAGAGAGAACAACAUUGACAAAAUUGAGCAAAUGUCCUAAAUAAACAACCAAAAGUAAGAUAUGCUAUUGAAUUAAUCAUAAAAUGGUUUUCAAAAUCACUAAUUUUAUGAAAAAGAAAGAAGAAAAUUAAAAGCCUAAAUUUAAUAACAACAAAAAUAUAAAAAAUAAGACAAGAAGAGUGAGGCAGAAGAAAAAACCAAUCAGACAGAGACGAGUAACAAAUAUCCUAAUGACAGUCGUUAUAUUUAAAAGUAAAUUUUUCACAAAGAGUCUCUAGAAACUUAAAAUGCGAGAGGCUAAAACAGACAUAUAGAAUUUUUAACAACAGAAGCAGCUCAUGAAGAUGAAUAAAGUUAGAGAAAAAAAAGAUUCAACACAGUUGAGAAUGAAGGAAGAUAUUUGAGGACAGAUAGCUAAGACAGCAGCUAGUGGUUGAGAGAGAAUAUAAUUGUGAAAAAUGAGAGUCCAAAUAUAAACCAAGCUAAUAGCACAUAAAAAUCAUUUAAAUCUAAAUCAAAAGACUCGACACUUUAAUCCUUCUACCAAUCAAAUAUGUUCAACAUAAUUAAUAUUGGAGGAAGUGUGGAAGAUCCAAUAAAAAUAGUUAAAAAAUGCAACUAAUUUAAAAAGUAAGGUUACAUUAAAUUAAGCUACAAAGAAACUUAGUUUGUAAAUUCUCAAAAGAAGUCAAAUCAACUAACACCAAAAAAGAAAUCUAUAAAUAAAGUGAGUAUUUCUCCCACAAGAAAUUAGGAUUCAAAUGUUACUUCAAUUAAAACAAGUCCUCAAUCAAAAAUACAAAGCAAAACAAAGCUGAUUAAUUCAAGCGAAAUUUCAUUUCAAAGUCCAAACAAAUUUCAUGUUUCAAAAUAACUUUGA
This is a messenger RNA of Tetrahymena thermophila SB210, 4299 nucleotides long. Its product is annotated as endo-1,4-beta-xylanase xylA, putative. NCBI's taxonomy places the organism in Eukaryota, Ciliophora, Oligohymenophorea, Hymenostomatida, Tetrahymenidae. The record is from RefSeq and is a predicted model, not a curated record. The transcript has a single exon.